CGCGCCUCUGCGGAGGGGCAGGCGGCGGCCGCCCCCCUCUUGCCUUCGACUGUGGGUUCGCCCCACUCGGGUCCUCCCUCAGCUCGCCUGUGCUGGAUGAGUCCAUGUACCCUGGAAAUGAUUCUCAGGGCUGCCAUCUCCCCUCCAUCUCCAGAGAGACCUGUGGUCAAGAGCUGGAGAACGUUGACGAGAAAGGCGCCUCUGGCAUGAGCACGGUGGAGGACAGACACAGAACUAAACACAAUGAUUUUCUGGAAUCUAAGGAAUGCUUUGUGAACAAAACAUCCUCUGGCAGAAGGGUUAGUUCCUCAUCUUCUGUUGAAACAGAUCUAAGUGUCAGAAAGCCUACAGGCCCAGGCAGGAUGUCUGUUGCCCUUGACCCUGCUGCAGAUUUGGAUGUGAAGUCUUCCUCCUCACAUUCUGGUCACUCCUCUGAAAUCUCAUUUCAUGAAGUCCAGAAGGAUAAAAAUCCUGAGGAAUUUAGCCUGCUUAAGUUGCUGACAAAAGAUGGACAGCGUCCCGAGUGGACAUUUUACCCGAGGUUCAGCAGCAAUCUCCACACCUACCAUGUUGGAAAGCAGUGCUUCUUUAGCGGACUCUACCUGGGCAACAGGAGGUCUGUCUCAGAGAGGACAGUGGACAAGUGCUUUGGAAGGAAGAAAUAUGAUAUUGAUCCCAGGAAUGGAAUCCCAAAGUUAACACCAGGAGAUAAUCCAUAUAUGUACCCAGAACAGAGUAAAGACUUCCACAAAGCAGGAUCAACUCUUCCACCAGUGAAUUUUUCAGUAGUGCCUUUUGAAAAGAAAUUUGAUACGUUUAUUCCACUUGAACCUCUUCCACCGAUUCCUAGCUUGCCUUUCUGGGUGAAGGAGAAGGAGCAGAAGCUGCAGAAUGAGAUAAGAGAAGUUGCAGAGCUUGAAAAUUGGCAAGCAGCUGCUCCCUUGAUAAAGAGUUUAUUCCCUCCUGGUGGGUUAAAGAACUGUCACAAAGUAACAUAAAAGCUGAAGGCCAGCCUAGAGGAGCAGGCUGUUGAGAGGCUUCGCAUGGGGAGGAGAAGUCCCAGAGUGGAUUGUGUCUUUUUGCCCCAUGGUGGUUCCUUGGGCAGAUGCCAAAGUCAUGGUAUUGCCACCUGAAUGUGCUGGUUGAGAACUACUAGUCUUGGAACACAACCUUUAACUCCGUGCCUCUAUCCACAGGUUCUUUGGACAUUUCAAGACAGUCCUGAACAGAAAUAAGCCC
Messenger RNA from Talpa occidentalis (Iberian mole), 1239 nucleotides. It is a transcript of the gene SPATS1, whose product is annotated as spermatogenesis associated serine rich 1. The record is from RefSeq and is a predicted model, not a curated record. The transcript has 8 exons. Lineage: Eukaryota; Metazoa; Chordata; Mammalia; Eulipotyphla; Talpidae. The coding region runs from base 105 to 998 and encodes 297 amino acids.